Molecule: messenger RNA, 1373 nt
Organism: Anopheles stephensi (Asian malaria mosquito)
Lineage: Eukaryota; Metazoa; Arthropoda; Insecta; Diptera; Culicidae
Product: formylglycine-generating enzyme
Exons: 1
Coding region: 119-1195 (358 amino acids)
Cellular component (GO): endoplasmic reticulum
Source: RefSeq, a predicted model, not a curated record
AAAAAAAGAAAAAAGAGACACUCAGAUUGUUGCUGACAACGAUUUGAUCAACAAAACAGGAAUCAGCUGAUCGCUUUGUGAAGCCUCUUUGUUUACAAACAGAAUUCUCGCCACAAGCAUGGGCAAAAACAACUCGUAUUACUUGGUUUUACUAUUGUUAAACUGUUUUUUACUGUUCAAACAUGCGGCCUGUGAUUGUGGAUGCAACAAGCUAAAACGAAAUGCAGAAGGACAAGAGCUACCGAAGGAGCGCAUUAUAUUCCCAUCAGACGCACCCGCAUCCCAGCCAGAUGAAGAUGGUGAAGCAGAAAGUUUGCUGCAUUUGGUUGAACAUUCCAAGCUGUUUGAAGCGAUGAGCCGCAUUCCAGGAGGAGAGUACGUUAUCGGCACAAAUGAGCCCAUUUUCGUCAACGAUCGAGAAUCUCCCGCCCGCACGGUUGCAAUCCGCGACUUUUACCUAGACCAGUACGAAGUGUCCAACGCACAGUUUAAAGAGUUUACCGACCAAACCGGCUACACUACGGAGGCAGAGAAAUUUGGCGACAGCUUCGUAUUCCAGCAACUGCUCACGGAAGCGGUGCGGAAAGAGUACGAAGAUUUUCGUGUUGCCGCCGCUCCUUGGUGGUAUAAAGUACGGGGCGCAUCCUGGAAACAUCCGGAGGGCGAUCAGUCGCAGGAUAUAAGCAAUCGGCUCGAUCAUCCAGUGGUGCAUGUAUCGUGGAACGAUGCCGUGGCGUACUGCAGUUGGAAAGGGAAGCGUCUCCCAACGGAAGCGGAAUGGGAAGCGGCUUGCCGUGGUGGACGGAAGCAGAAACUUUUCCCCUGGGGUAACAAGCUGAUGCCUAAGGACCAGCACAUGAUGAACAUUUGGCAGGGCAAGUUUCCGGACAGCAACCUGGCGGAGGAUGGUUGCGAUUCCACCUGUCCGGUGUCAUCCUUCCGGCAGAAUCCAUUCAAUCUAUACAAUAUUGUUGGCAAUGUGUGGGAAUGGACGGCGGAUCUGUGGGAUCCAGAAGAAGUGUCCAACCAGCGUACCAAGCCCGGCAGUGAUCCUCCAAACCGGGUGAAGAAGGGUGGUUCUUACCUGUGCCACGAAUCGUACUGCUAUCGCUACCGAUGUGCCGCACGAUCGCAGAAUACAGAGGACAGUUCCGCCGGUAAUCUAGGCUUUCGUUGUGCUGCUGAUGCUGACUGAUAGAAUCAAGUGGAUAGCGAAACCUUGUGAUAAUCUCGUCGACUACCGAAAGAAUGUAGCAACAUAGUCUUUUCGCUUGCCCUUACUUUUACAAUCUAAUCACACGGAACGCUUGAAAAUGUCGCAUAUGUGCAAUGAGAAACAUUAAUUGAAAUAAAAGCAACAAUUAAGGUACCAA